UCGAGCUGUGCCACACGUUCCUCCACAAGAGCUUCAAUUGGCAGUGAUGGCAUACCACAGAGAGCACUGUCUACCACUCUAGUUUCCAAACACAGUUUACGUAAAUUGCGGGCAGAAAUUGUUUCAGAUAUGAAAGCCCUAAUGUUACUGGUGGUGUUUUCUGGGAUGUUGAACGUGUCUCAAGAGUGUGAUUUCUUUAGUGAAUUCUCCGGCGUCAAUAUGAUGAUCUUGGGAGGAGAGAAUGAUUCAAUCAAGAUCAACGAGACUGAGGAAAGCUUGGGGGUCAAGAACUCCCACGAACUGAAUACCGUGUCAUCAAGAGAUUAAUUAUUAAAUCGGCUCACAGUUUGCUCACCGUCGUACGUUUCGUCGACCAUCCUCACGAUGCGGCCUGCUCGUCAAGCAUUGAUCCUUGCUCGCUCUUUGUCGCGAGCUCAGCGUAGAACUCUGCACCAGACGAAGGUCCGGCAUGCUAUCACCAACCUGGAAAUGCCAGCCAUGUCGCCGACUAUGACAGAAGGUGGCAUUUCCUCAUGGAAGAAGAGGGAAGGCGAGUCCUUCUCUGCGGGAGACGUCCUACUGGAAAUUGAAACGGACAAGGCAACUAUUGACGUCGAGGCGCAGGAUGAUGGUAUCUUGGGUAAAAUUAUCGCGCAAGACGGUAGCAAGAACGUUCAAGUUGGCAAAAUCAUUGCCCUCCUUGCUGAGGAAGGAGAUGACAUUUCGAACCUCGAGGCACCCAAGGAGGAGUCCAAGCCAGCACCUUCUCCGCAACCCGAAACUCAGGCAACUCCGCCCCCACCUCCGGCACCAGCACCUCAACCUACAGCUUCCAAAGUGUCGCACCACCCGAAACACUCGAAGCACUUACUGCCAUCUGUGAUACGCCUUCUCAUUGAAGGCAACGUUGUUGAUGCAGAAGCUAUCCCAGGCACGGGUGUUCGCGGCAUGCUUACCAAGGGCGAUGUACUUGCAUACCUCGGGAGAGCGUCGAGUCCGAUGGGAACAUUCAAGGAAGCGAAGAAGGAAGUUUCAGAGCCGAAAAGGGUCGAGGAAGUUAAGCCAUUGGACGGCGCUGCCAUCCGCCAACUUAUUGUCUCUGGCCUAGCCGCCAAAAUGAAACCUGCACCUGCACCUACAACACCAGCGACCUUCGACGCCAUCAUCGCCGACUACCUCCCUCCUUCAUUCUCCUCACCUAAGGCUGCACCAAUACCCAUAUCAUCAACGAAGGUACAAGACAGCUCUGCCAAGUACUUCGAUGGGUUACUUUAA
This is a messenger RNA of Suillus bovinus, 1275 nucleotides long. RefSeq names its product pyruvate dehydrogenase X component. The record is from RefSeq and is a predicted model, not a curated record. Gene Ontology annotation, molecular function: dihydrolipoyllysine-residue acetyltransferase activity. The coding region runs from base 385 to 1275 and encodes 296 amino acids. Gene Ontology annotation, cellular component: pyruvate dehydrogenase complex. NCBI's taxonomy places the organism in Eukaryota, Fungi, Basidiomycota, Agaricomycetes, Boletales, Suillaceae. Gene Ontology annotation, biological process: pyruvate decarboxylation to acetyl-CoA. The transcript is spliced from 6 exons.